Pedinophyceae sp. YPF-701 is the source of this 1032-nucleotide messenger RNA. The record is from the annotation of a GenBank genome assembly. Lineage: Eukaryota; Viridiplantae; Chlorophyta; Pedinophyceae.
AUGCGCCCGCUGCACCCAACCAUCGGUGCCUCACCGGGCGUGCCAACGGACCAGGACGAGUGCAAGCCGGUCAUCGUCGACGACAUCAACGAUCGGCGUGCGGGCACGGCGCUGACGAGCGGUCAGCGGUCCCCGCAGCAUGGGUCUGGACCGAGCCCAACCGCCCCCGCCGGGGGAAGAAGGAGGAAUUGGAAGCGAAAGCUCAAUGAGGCGUCUGGAGGUAGAAAGGGAAGGAUUCCAAGCAGAUGUUGUCCGACAUGUGGAGCCAGGAACUUUAUCAGUGAAGUGGAGUGCACCAACUGCAAGCACGUGAUCGUUAACAGCCCGCGGCGUCGAAUCCGCAUCGUCGGGAGUGAUCAGCACAGCAGCAUGGACCUGAGGAGUGGUCGGCGCAUGCCGGGGCGCCUGUCCACGGCCGGAGCGCGGCAUGGCCCAAACGAGCAGGACGAGCGAAAGCCGAGGAAGACGAAGGACGAGGAGAAGCCGAUAGGAGUGGAGGCAGCUGCACCGGCGCAGAAAAGCAAGCAACACUGCAAACCGUGUCCCGAGUGCGGAGCCAGCAACCCCAACCCACAGUUAAACUGCAUCGAAUGCAAUUACGUGUUCUUGAAGUCAAGAAGGCGCCACGUCGCGGUGCCCCCCGAGGCCACGAUACAAGCUGCGCUGAGGCGGAUGAUGAACGCACCGUUGCGGAAACAGGUUCACGGUCCCCCGUAUCCGAUAACGCAAAACACCAGGCAGGUGGCCAAGCCGAUCUUCGUCGCCCGAGCCCUCAUGAGGGCGGCACUUCAGGUCCACGACCGAGCCUCCUUCUCGCUGAGCGACGCCUGCCGCGUGAUUGCCAGUCAGCCGGGGGACGCGGAUGCGCACGUCUCCAGUGACCAGGCAGAGGUGAAGCGCUUCUUGGUGGCCCAUGAGGCGACGGUGCGGGAGCUCUUUGGGAAGCACGCGGACGACGCAGUGCGGGAGUGCGCGCUGGUGCAGGCGCUCGAGACGCUGGCGAGCAUGCGGGCGCGUGCUGACAGGCAGUGA